Messenger RNA from Ruditapes philippinarum (Manila clam), 1353 nucleotides. RefSeq names its product golgin subfamily A member 6-like protein 7. Bases 134 to 475 code for a protein of 113 amino acids. The transcript is spliced from 8 exons. The record is from RefSeq and is a predicted model, not a curated record. Lineage: Eukaryota; Metazoa; Mollusca; Bivalvia; Venerida; Veneridae.
AUCCAAAUAAAUGCAUAACUAAAUACUCACUUCUAAAUUAAAUAAUUAUGACCUUUCCUACAAGUUUAACUCAGAUGAACAGCUUGGUGCGGUAACCGUCUCCUGGUUAUGGUUCAGAUAUAAAUAUGAUAUCAUGUUACAUAACAUAGAUUUUAGAGUUUAUGCCUAUUUUAACAAACUUGUAGCAAUAAUAAACAAAAGUAAACAUUGGACUGUUAUUAUAAUUAUAUGGAAUAGUUUUGUUUAUAAUAUGAUGAGUAACGAUAAUUAUAUAUUUUGUUUCAGACUAACUAAAAUGAAAGAAGAAUUUCGUACAAAAGACAUCCAACUUAAAAAGGAGCAAGAAGAAUUACGUAGAGUACAAGAGAAGCAACAGAAAAGAGACCAAGAAGACCAACUUAAAAAGGAGCAAGAAGAAUUACGUAGAGUACAAGAGGAGCAACAGAGAAAAGAUCAAGGAAUGUAUGUACAUUAGAUUUUGAUGUAUUUGUUAUGGUUUGUUAGUUGCUUACAUUUAUUUAUUUUUUUGAUUUGAUGUUUAAAUUCCAAUACUAGUAAUAACAAGUAUAACAUUAUUGCUUGUAGAGUUAUAUAUUCGUCUGUAGUUAUUUUCACAUAUCUGCUAAUAAAACAAGUUUAGUUUUAGAUCAACAGCUUGGGAAAUUGAAAAUGCACGUUCAUAUGUUACCCAACAUUAUUUUGCUUUUGAUAGAAUGUAAAAUGAUCGUAACUGAUUUAAUUGAUUUGAUUAAUGUUUUAAUUUGUUUAUCAAAAACAAAAUUAAAAUAAUAUAAUCUUCCAUGGAUUAUUUUACAGAUAUACGCAUGCACGGUGUUUUUACUUAGGUGCUCAUUCGUGUCUGAAAUAAUACACGGAGGGACAUCUGAGGCCUUCCUUCUACAGUUAGGAUGAAAUGUUGCAUUAUGCCAUCCACUGUAUUGAAUCGUUUCCACCAAAAGACGACUCAGAUAAUUGAUUGUAUUUCGAUGUUUAUUUGGAAAGGGGAAUAAUAUCAAAAUUAUUUCUCCUAUACACAAAUAUAUACAUUUAAUGUCUUCAUAGACUGUUGUAUAACUACACUUAACAUAGUAAUUGCCUUUCUCGCAUUCAGAGCUUCGAUAUUUGGCAUAUAACAUCAAGUUGUGGUCCUCUGUAUACGUUUCAUAUGUCAUGGUUAAAAUCGGUUCGUCCCUGGGUCACUUAGUGUAUGCAGACUUAUGUUUGAAAUAUUAUUGGAAUCUUCUUGUGCGAAACAAUAAUGUGAUGGGGCUAAGAUACUUUGCAUACAAUAUUGGCAUGUGAAACCUCACAAGUAUUUUAACAAUUUUGCCACAGAUUCAUAUAAAAGACCCC